UCGCAACUGGUCCCGAACGCGUGACGUUGCCGCUGCUCUUGUUUUGGCAGAUUGUUUCGAUAUUCGCGGAUUGUCAGUCCACCCCAAAGAAGGCGUUUUGUAGUGUCUCUCCAACACGACGCCGCGGUAAUGUACAUAUCUGCGUGUGUGUUGUCCGUGCCUGUAUUUCAGACUGCGUGUGGUUUGUUUGAAGCAGUGUUAUGGACACAAAUCCCGACAGAAGUGAGCUAACUCCUGAACCUAUCAGCUAACUAGCGAGCUAACCAACAUUAGCUUAGCGGUGGUUUGCUCUGUGUGUCCUCGCGGAAACGAUCAAUCGCUGCUCUGACAUGUUUUUUUUUUUAACGCUGGUCAUUCGAACGUUCAGCGAGUGUUACGGUGUCGCGGGCGACGUCACGUCGGUGGAUACAAAUGGAAGUUGUAUCCAGCUUGUGUUGCAACACUGACAGCUUCUCGCAGUGUUGGCAUGUGCUGCUUCACAACACACACGAUUCACAUUAAUGUCAUGCCAACUUCCAUCAGAUCCGACGGUUGGGCUGCGUGAGCGAGUAAAGGAUGACGCAAGUGGAUCUUUUCUAUGGGGUUGGCCAACGCGUAUAAUCAACUUUCGGUUAGCUAGCUGAUGUUGUAUCUAGAUGGUGGCACAAGCCCUAACUAACCCCUCCACCCUGCUCCUCAUUCUUCAGAUUUCCGUUGUGUGUUUAGCUUCCUCUUUGGUUACUUCUCUGGCCGUUGGAUAGUCGCGUAUUCGUCUUUUAGCACUGCGUGAUAAGAUGGUUUACGGUAACAGGGUGGAGUCCAACCUUUUUCUCUUGUGUGAUGGUAUUGAUUGAGCAGUGACUCUGUGUAUGGGCUGAUUCAGGGGGCCUGGUAAGCUUAGUUCCACAAUGGCAGAUGGAGGCAGUGAUGAUGAUGUCAUUCACCUGGCAAGCUUCAACGUCCACCGCAGCCAAGGCUCCCGUUCCCGUAAGAGGGAGCUCAUCACCAUUUCGGAUGACUCGGACGAGGAGCCUGUGACUCUGAUACCCGGCAGUCCGGUUUUAGUCCCGGACGAUGCAGACGAUGACGACAUCAGCAUAUUGGAGCCACUAACUCCUGCACGCAGACACGUGAUUCGCCCGGCAGCGAAAUGGAGUGGGACCUCGCACAACCUAAUUCAGGUUGUAGGUCAUAGUAGCGCAGCGUCCGGGGUUCCUACCGGGGACCCUGGAUCUGCCCCCUCUACCUCCAGAGAUGCCAAGGUCAACUCCUCCGCAGUAAGGCCAGCCAUACAGACACAGACGCCAGUGCUGUCAAGCACUUCUGGACACACACAGCCACAACCCGGCUCGUCAUCGCACACACUGUCUCAGCCAAAACUUUACACAAACUCUCAACAGGCCGGUACGUCAGCGCAUACAAAAGUGGAACUCCAUGAAGUUUCUAUCCAAACCCCAUCUACCUCCACAAAUGCCAACACAUCCAGAGCACCUAUACCUGUACUUUAUCAGCCUCAGCCCGGUACAUCCGGGCUUAUGCAGCCACAAGCUGGCUCUUCAGAACUCGUAACGGUGGAGCCCCAGCCGAGUACCUCUAAAAGGGCCACACACUAUUCUUGUGUGAUUGCAGUAAGUUCUUUUACCAAGGCUCAAGAAAAGGCUAGUACAAGCACUCAGUCACAAGACAAUCCUCAGGCCAGUACUUCAUCUGCACAGUCCCUUUUCCACACGCGGACACAGUCUCAGUCCGGUACGUCGACGCAGCUCCAGUCCAGCGGGGCCGCAAUCCUGCAGCCCCACCUCACCCAGGUGAAGGAGGUAAAACUAGUCGUUCUUCCCCAGCAGCCGAGCAUCCAAGCCUCCGCUCUCAUAACCCAACCUCAACCCCAGCUGCAGCUCAGGCCCCAGAACCCGCUGCAGCCCGUGUCACUCCAUCUAAUGCAGUGCAAUCUCAUUCAGAUUCAACAACAGCUCCUGGCCCCUACCCAGCCUCCAGCCCAGGCCCUUCAACAUCCUCAGGUGAUACAGGUGGUCCCCCCUGCAGUGCUAAUAGCUGCAGCCCCGGAGAGACUUGGACCCCCAGAGGCGGGUCACCGGAUCAUCCUGGGGAGCCAAGCACCCGGGGAAGCUGUUCCCAAUCCUCCGCCACAGGCUGGUGCCUCUGGCGUGCUCCCAGGAGCCCGCAGCCUUCACAUCAGGGUGCCUAACGUGAACUCAAACCUUCCCGUUCCUCCGGCUGCCACAGCUCCAGUCCCCCACAACGGUCGCCUUCUGGCUCCAGCUCCAAACCCAGAAAGAGUCAACCCUGCCCCUGGUCUGGUCGCUGUCCCUCCUGCACCAGAGGAUAUUCCCCGAAUAGAAGACGCAAGGCCCGGUCCCUCUGCACCGCCAGGGAGAGCGGAGCCGCAGCCCCACGUUAGAGCCCUCAUUACUGGUGUUCUGGAUCUAUUCCCAGAUGUCCACGAAGCCUAUGUAGCAGAACUGAUCCAAAAGAAUAAUGUGGAAGACUUGAAUGUUAUCUGUAACCUGCUGUUGGAGAACCCUGAGUACCCGAGGGGGGACACUGCCACAGCAGCUCCCACCAGCAUCCUGCUGGAGUGUGGAGGAACCGAGACAGAGGUGACCGAGGACCUGUUCGACUAUACCAAACUGGGCGCCGUGGGAUCUGAGGCUGUGAUGCAGGCUGCCGACUUGCUCAUGGCAGAUUUCCGGAUGCUCAGCUGUCAGGACAUCAAAUGGGCCCUCAAUGCUCUGAAGGGACACUAUGCAAUCACACGCAAGGCCUUAUGUGAAGCUCUGAAGAAGUGGCAGGAUUCAGGCGACCCCUCAGGAAAGAGACGACGGAGCAGAACCUCCUCAGAGCGCUGCUAUGUCGACUUCCACUUUGAGCACGGUUCGGUGAAGUUUGAUAAGAGGAUGUAUUUCUUGGAGAAUGACCGUCGCUACUGCAGAACGUACAGCAGCCUGGAAGCCUCUGUGCAGAAGGAGCUUUCAUUCUAUCAGCAGAAGGCCAAGGAAUGGGCAGAGCAUGAGGACUUCCUCCUGGCUCUGCAGGUCAAUGAGGAUGAAUACAAGAUGGACGGCCAGCUGAUUGAGUGUGGCUGCUGCUAUGGGGAGUUUGCGUUUGAGAAGAUGACGCAGUGUUCAGACGGACACCUGUUCUGUAAAGAGUGCCUGGUCAAAUACGCUCAGGAGGCAGUGUUUGGCUCCGGAAAUUCGGAGCUGAGCUGCAUGGAGGGAGGCUGCCCGUGCUCCUACCCGGUGUGUGAGCUGGAGAAGGUCCUCCCGGAGAACAUACUGUGUAAAUACUACGAGAGGCAGGCGGAGGAGGCCGUCGCCGCCACUUGUGCUGAUGAACUUGUGCGGUGCCCGUUUUGCAAUUUCCCAGCCUUGUUGGACAAAGACAGGUCUCUGUUUAGCUGUCCCAACCCUCGGUGCCGCAAGGAGAGUUGUAGAAAGUGCCACGUCCAGUGGAAGCAGCAUGUGGGGAAGACGUGUGAGCAGGUCCUGGAGAAGGACGAGAUCCGCAUGAGGGUGCUCUUCGAGGAGCGCAUGACGGCCGCUCGGGUGAGGAAGUGCGUCAAGUGCGGGACGGGUCUGGUGAAGUCCGAGGGCUGCAACCGGAUGUCGUGCCGCUGCGGCAGCUUCAUGUGCUACCUCUGCAGAGAGCCCAUCACGGGCUACAACCACUUCUGCCAGCACGCCCGCUCACCCGGCGCGCCCUGCCGACACUGCCGCAAGUGCUCCCUCUGGACGGACCCCACGCAAGACGACGAGCGAAUCAUUCAGGACAUCCAGAAGGAGGGAGAGGCAGAGCUGAAUAAGAAGUCUUUAGAUAAUUCAGGGAAGAGGGUCGGCCCUCCUCCGGAGCCCAUCACAGAAGCCAAGCGGCCCUGCGUGGGCCCCCUGCACGAAAACCCCCAGAACCCUCACCCUGCGGCCCCUCCUCAUCCGCAGGCGGUACAAGCUCCCCUGUUCGUGCCUCCGCGCGGUCGCUACCCACCGGCUCCGCCGCAGGCCGGGAUGUACCACCAGGUGAUGAUACCCCGGCUGCCCCCGGCCCCCUAUGUGCCCCCCUUACAACACCUGCCCCCCCUGAACAAUAACAACAACAACAACCACCACCAUCACCACCACAACCCUCCCGUCAACCCUCACCACCACAACAUAGACAUGAUGGACCUGCCCAUGCACUACGGACCCCCACACCGCUUCCACCGGCGCUUCUAACUCGCCCCCUGCGGCGAGCGCGCCCUCAGAACCACGAGCGGGCUCUCUGCAGAUCUGCUUUUCAUUGCAGUGCUGUUUUUUUAGCUCUGAUGUUUUGCAUCUGUUUCUGUUUGCAUCACCGUUUUCUACUCCCAUCGCUUGUGUGCUCAUGCAGAGAGGGGGGGGGGGGUUCCUCUGUUGAGCCGAUUUAAGACAGCACUGAAGUAAUGAGCGCAUCUGUGAGGCGACAUACGCAUUCGGACACUUUGCCUUCUCUCGCUGAGCUUCAAUACUGGAGAGCUACAUGUUCCUCCUGUCAUCUUCUGUUUAUAUGUCAAUGGGGAAUUAAUGUACGGUCUAGAAUCUCUAGCAGACCAGUUUAUACUGAUAUUUUUGACUACAUAAUUGAAAGAAGAAAAAAAACAAUUAGCAUUCCCUUCUGUAUCUUUUGUGUAACAGGUAAGAGACCACACAGUUUUCUAAUAAAGUUUAUGUUCACUUUUCUA
Cyclopterus lumpus (lumpfish) is the source of this 4693-nucleotide messenger RNA. RefSeq names its product ring finger protein 216 (gene rnf216). The transcript is spliced from 17 exons. The record is from RefSeq and is a predicted model, not a curated record. The coding region runs from base 888 to 4208 and encodes 1106 amino acids. Gene Ontology annotation, molecular function: zinc ion binding. Lineage: Eukaryota; Metazoa; Chordata; Actinopteri; Perciformes; Cyclopteridae.